AUGGAUACAUUCAAGCAAAAUACAGAGAACUUCUUAAAUUGGUUGGUUAAGGAUAUUAAUGUGAAGAUAUCACCUAAGAUUAAGAUUGUAGAUUUUCGAGAAAAAAAUCAAGGUCGCUGUGUUAUAGCUGUUGAUAACAUUGCAGAAAAUGAAGUGUUAUUUGAGAUAUCUAGAGAAUCAAUUUUGAAUAUUGAGACAUGUGAAUUUUCUAAAAGAUAUCCACAUGCCAAAAAAAAAUUGUAUGAUAAUGUAGGGCAUUGGGAAGGACUUAUUCUUGUGCUUCUAUACGAGUUAAGAGUAGUUGGUAAUCAUAGUAAGUGGUGGCCUUAUUUUGAGGUAUUCCCAACUAAGGAGGACAUGAAUGGAUUGAUCUACUGGAAUGAUGAAGAAUUAAAACAUUUGAAACCUUCUUUGAUUUUAAACAGAAUUGGAAAAGAAAAUGCAAAGAAAAUGUUCUCUGACAUUAAAGAAUUGAUUAAAGAAUUUAAGAUUGAAGAUGAAUCUAUGAAAUCUAUUCAAUGGGAGGAUUUUGUCUAUGUGGCCAGUGUGAUUAUGUCCUAUUCUUUUGAUGUGGAAGAUUAUGAGGAAGAAAAGGAAAGCGAAUCAGAAAAUAAUGAUGAUCAAGAAGAAGAGAUUAUAGAAGUUAUACAUGAAGGAGAAAUCACUUCGGUUCGUGAUGAUAAGAGAUUAAAAUCUAUGAUUCCAUUAGCUGAUACAUUAAAUGCAGACACCAAAAGAUGCAAUGCUAAUUUAAUAUAUGAUGAUUUAUCUUUAAAGAUGCAUGCUACUAGGUCCAUCAGUAAAGGGGAACAGGUAUAUAAUCUUUAUGGAGAGCAUCCUAAUAGUGAGAUCCUCAGAAGAUAUGGAUACGUAGAGGAAGGUGGAUCAAAAUAUGAUUUUGGUGAAGUACCCUUUUUUACUAUUGAAAAAGUAUUGCAAACACAGUUUGAAAAUAUAACUUCAAUAGAUGAUUUACUAAAAGAAAUAUGUGUCAUUAUCAAAGAAAACGAUAUCGUACAAGAAAAUCUUGAGUUUGAAGAUAUUGUAGUGGAUUCGUGUGAAUGUUACAUUGAUGGUGAUGUACCUUCAGAAUGUUCUUUGUUUUUACAAAUCUUAGUCACAUUAUUACAAAUACCAGAUAUCGAUAAGAUGGGAUCAGAAGAAUUGACAAGGUAUGUCCAAAGAGUAUCAAAAAAAUGUUUUCAGCUAUUAGCUAGUGGUAAAAUAACUAAAGAAUGUGAUAACAUAUGGAAAAUAUGCAUAGAUGAAAGACUGACCGGGUACUCUUUGGUUGAUCCAACCUUGGACACAGCAAAGUUACACACGGUCAGAGAUAAAUCUAUAUUGAGACAUUUAAUGGCUUCCGUAAUAUUAAAAUGUGAAUAUGACUCAUUAGUAGCAUGUAAAGAUGCAUUUAAUAAGAAAUUUACGGUCAUUGAAGAUAAAAAGUUAAUGAACAAUAUCCUAAAAAGAAAGAUUGAAGUCGAAUCCGACAAAUCUAAAAAGAAAAGAAGAAUUAGUAGAAGACAAAAGAAAUGA
Molecule: messenger RNA, 1539 nt
Organism: Arxiozyma heterogenica
Lineage: Eukaryota; Fungi; Ascomycota; Saccharomycetes; Saccharomycetales; Saccharomycetaceae
Gene: RKM4
Product: ribosomal lysine N-methyltransferase
Exons: 1
Coding region: 1-1539 (512 amino acids)
Biological process (GO): peptidyl-lysine monomethylation
Cellular component (GO): nucleus
Molecular function (GO): protein-lysine N-methyltransferase activity; protein binding
Source: RefSeq, a predicted model, not a curated record